AUGAACAUUUCUUUAAAGAAAAGAUGGGAAAUAGUCUUUUUAUCAAAGCACGAGCGUGGUCCACACAUGUCAAAUGCUGAUAUUUCACGAUAUUUACAAAUUGAUGAGUCGACUGUGCGACUUUGGCUUAAAAGAUAUGAAACAACUGGUGACGUAGAAGUUAUACAAAAAUCUGGUCGUAAACGAUCUACAACGGAAAAACAAGACACGAUAAUUCAAUCGAUGGUAGCUCAACAUCCAACCGAAUCUGUUGGUCAAAUUGCGUAUAGAUUAUCAAAGAAAGGUAUAAAAACUAGUGAAACCACAUUAAGAAGAAGAUUUGAAGAGGCUGGUGUACAAUCAAUGAAACCAACUUCCAAACCACUGCUAACUAAUGACGAUAUUAAAAAAAGACUCCAGUGGGCUAUAAAACACAAAGAUGUUGAUUGGAAUCAAAUUGUUUUUACAGAUGAAAGUUCAUUUCAUAUGAAACAAGUGAUAAGACGUGUGUGGAAAAAGCGUAGUGAAAAAUAUUAUGUUUCAACAACCAAACAUCCUGUCAAGGUUCACGUUUGGAGUUGCUUCAGCAAAAAUGGAUUUGGAAAGCUGGUAUUAUUUAGACAAACAUUGAAUUCAAAGCUUAUGUGCAAAAUUUACCAGAAUGGACUCCUAACCUCAGUAAAAAAAUGGUUUGGUGAUAAUAGCAAUCAUUGGAAACUUUUAGAAGAUAAUGAUCCGAAACAUACCUCAAAAACGAGUAAAACGUUUAAGGCCAACAAUGGCAUGCAAUCAUUACCCUGGCCAUCGCAAUCUCCAGACUGUAACCCGAUCGAAAAAAUAAGGAAGACAAAAGAGUUGUUUUAUUAUAUUUUAUUUACAAAAUCUACAUUAUAUGUACAUCAUCCUAAUAAUUGA
Rotaria sp. Silwood2 is the source of this 894-nucleotide messenger RNA. Lineage: Eukaryota; Metazoa; Rotifera; Eurotatoria; Philodinida; Philodinidae. The record is from the annotation of a GenBank genome assembly.